Messenger RNA from Bombina bombina (fire-bellied toad), 6259 nucleotides. RefSeq names its product PHD and ring finger domains 1 (gene PHRF1). NCBI's taxonomy places the organism in Eukaryota, Metazoa, Chordata, Amphibia, Anura, Bombinatoridae. Bases 130 to 5709 code for a protein of 1859 amino acids. The record is from RefSeq and is a predicted model, not a curated record. The transcript is spliced from 20 exons.
CUGUGACCCCGGAAGCGGAACUCCUGAAUCGUUGCCUGUCUUCCGGACGCUGUGCGCUGCUCACGGGCCUGAGGCCUCGGUUGUUUUCAUUAGGGGGACCGCGGGGUUGUAGUUUUCCAAUGCGGAGCAAUGGAUGAUGAAGAGAAUGAGAAUCAGCUGAUCAACUAUAACAGCUCAAAAGGGAAGCGGGCACAAGUGAUCGCAAGUGAUGAUGAUAUUGAAGAAUCUGAUGAUGAACCAGGGAGUGAGGAGGAUGAGGAUGGGGAGGAAGAGGAUGGUGAUGAGGAGGAGGAUGUAUCCGGGUCUGAAGAAGAUGACGAUGACGAUGAAGAAGAUGGUGAGGGGGAAGAGGAGGAGGAUGAGGAGGACUCAGUGGUGGGUGGCACAGACGCCAAUACAAUAAUAGUAAAUGAUGCACAGAGCUCAGAUGAGGAAACGGAAAACUGUCCUAUCUGUCUGAAUGGCUUCAGAAACCAAGUUGUGGGGACCCCAGAAAACUGCAACCAUUACUUCUGCCUGGACUGCAUUGUGGAGUGGUCGAAGAAUGCCAACUCAUGCCCUGUGGAUAGGAUUGCUUUCACCUGCAUUCACAUCCGAGCUCAUUUUGGUGGUGAGAUCUUGAAAAAGGUGCCUGUACAAAUCAAAGGAGCUGAAGCGGAGGUGGAAGAAGAUGAUAUCACUAACUGCGAGGUUUGUGGGCGCAGUGACCGUGAAGAUCGGCUAUUACUUUGUGAUGGCUGUGAUUCUGGGUAUCACAUGGAGUGUCUCACUCCACCAUUGGACGCUGUUCCCGUUGAUGAAUGGUUUUGUCCAGAAUGCGCAGAGUCGAAUCAACCUGAAGAAGAUGCUGACCAUGUGAGUGAAGAAGAAGUGACCGCACUUCUUGCAGAUGUGGUUCCCACCACUAGUCGUCUACGCACCAAUGCGGUGAGGACUAGAGCCAUUGCCCGCACCAGGCAGAGUGAGAGGGUGAGAGCCAAUGUAAACAGGAGCCGCAUCUCUAGAGCACGCAACAUCCGGGAUGUCCCCACCUACCUGACGUCAUCUUUGCUUGAUGAGACCAUUGAAGCUGUAGUUGCUGGCCUCAGUACUGCUGUCUAUCAGCGAAAUUUCACCCCUCGACCAGCAAAGCGCAAAAGGAAAAGGAAAUAUGGGAGGAAGAAAACAACUACUCAGUUGAAGGGUACUAAAGGCACUGGAAAAAAACGAAGGCGACGAGUGAAGCGACGGAAAUUUCGGAAGCAAACGGCCAGAAAGCUGCCAACCACUCACAGUCGCAUUGCUAAAUCCCUGGGACUGUGCAGCCCAACGCGGGGCACAUUGUUACCUCGAAUACAGCACGCUCCAGAGCAUACGUUAGGUUCUAUGAGGCACGAUAUCGGAGCAGCUCCCCUGUCUGUGUUUGGCAGCGCUUAUGACCUAGAUCCAUUUGACAGUUCUGAGGACAAUGCAUUCAACCCUGUCUCCCCGUACACUGCCAAACGCAAAGUUCUGUCUCGUUCUGCCAUGCGAUCUCAUCAGCCUGUUGCUCGUCCGAUCUCCAUGGGAAUGCCACGGGGUGGGGCAGCUCCACCAGCAUCAGAAUCCAUAGCCGUUGCAGAGCCUGUGCCUGAUCUUCUGGGAAGCAUCUUGUCUGGGCAGAGUAUACUGAUGAUGAAGAGUGCUGAUGUUAUUAUCAGCAGGGAUGGGUCUUUAACAGCCAAGAAACCUGGUGAAGCAUCAUUGCAGAAGAAGUCAUCUAGAGAAGUAACACCAGCAAACAAUCAUAAGGAACCAUGCUCCUCACUUUCACAAUCUCCAGCUUCCACCUCCUCAUCUAGUGCAGGGAAAUCGAUUGGACAGCAACUUCAAUUAUCUUUCCCAUCAUCUGGACUUUACUCUCUAUCCCCUUCACCUUCCCCACCUCCAUCAUCUCCUAGUGGACUGGAGAGGCUUUCGCUGCCCAACUCUGGUAUCUCGGGAACAUCUGCUUUCAGGUUAAAGAAUGCUUUUACUCCACGGGCUGUUCAAGUGCAGGCCUCAGCAGCAAAUCGUUCAGUUUCAAGACCUGGGGAGCCUCCCCGUUUCAAUGGGACUUUACAUAAGCUAGAGCCUCCCAGCUCAAAUGAUCAAACACCGUCUAAGAGACCAGAGGUCAAAAAUCCUCUUAAACCACCUUCUAAAAGACUGGACAUUUCAGAGCUUCCUAGAAUACCAAAGAUAAAAAAGGAAAUAGAUGAAAAGUCUAACAAAGAAGUGCACAAACAAUCUGAGACAUCAGUAAGCAUAAGUAGGAAUACCAGCUUUCCUAGUACUUGUGUGAAUCAACUAACUGGACGAGAGAGUCACCAGUCUGGGAGGGUUAACACUACAGAAAAUAGGACUAAUAGUUCACGUCAGGAGUCACAGGAACAACAAAGGCACAGUAUUGGAGAUACUUCUAGUCACACAAGUUCAGGUAGUGGACCGUCUUUACCUUACUCUAGCAGCUCAAGGAGUGUAGGCUCUUCAGAUGUGGGAGGAGGGGGUCUUCGUAUAACAAUAAGUGGGAGUUCUGAGAAUUCCUGUAGAGUGUUCAGCCCAAGUUCAAGAGAUCCUUUCCGUUGUUCUGACGGAAAAACCCAACAAAAAGUUACUCCUGUAUGUACUAAAAAGGAGAAGCCUGUUAAAAAUGAAAUAUAUGAUCCAUUUAAUCCAACAGGUUCAGAUUCAGGCUCUCCAAGCACUAGUCCAAAAAGACAUGAACCGUCUCCUCCACCUUCUGCUAGUAGUGUACCUCAACCUAGUGAACCCUCUCCUCCACCUUCUGCUAGUAGUGCACCUCAACCUAGUAGCAAAGUAGGAGGAUUUCGGAGCUUUAAGUUAACCACCCACUCCAGCAAAAUAGUCUCAAAACUUGGUCCUGUAUUUUCUGAUCUGUCUCCAAAACAUAGGGAUUUAAAGAAUUUCUUAGACUUGAGCCCACUUUCAACUCCUUACAUUAAGGCAGAGAAAGAGAUAAAAAAGGAAGUUCUUGAAGAAGAUGAGAUUGAGCAUACACCUUUCAGAAUAUCCUGCCCACUCUCUGGUUUGAAGAUUACUUCUGAUCUGAAACCCGGAGGUAGUCGUGGCUUCCACUUUGAUCAUGAAGACAAAAAAGAGAUUAAAUGUGAGCUAGAGACUCUUCCAAGCAGGGUCAUUCAUCAGAGUACACUAAGUAAUAGACUGGUGUGGGAGUCAAAAUCUCCAGGACAGUCUCAAUCCCCUUCAGUUAGUAUUGAGCUGGUGAAAAAGGAAAAGACUGCCAAGGAAGAACUGAAGGUAUGCUCACAGACCAGGUCAGAAACAAGGUCCAAAGAGAAGGAUUCAAGAUCAGAGAUGUGUUCCAAAGAGAGAGAAUCCAAGUCAGGGACAUGUUUGAAAGAGAGAGAAUUCAGGUCAGGGACACAUUCAAGAGAGAGAGAAUCCAAAUUGGGUACAUGCUCCAAAGAGAAUGAAUCGAGGACAGGCAGACGGUCCAAAGAGAGAGAGCACAGGUUAGGGACACACUCCAAAGAGAGAGAGUCCAGGUCUGCUUCUUCGUCUUCGGAUGAAGAGAAAGAUAAGAGAUCAAAAAAUAAAACACACAAAAUAAAAAGGGAUCGUAGUGAUGGUUCCAGCUCAGGCAGUUACGAACGUUCCAAGAAAAAAAGACAGAAGGAGAAAAAGAAAGAGAAAAAGAGAAAAAACUCUGAGUCUAAAGAGAGAAAGAGAUCAAGAUCAAGCAGCCUUAGCAGCUCUUCUCAGAGAAUGUAUAACAGCAAGAAAAAGAAAAAAAAGAAGCACAGGUCCAGAUCUGACUCUCGUUCCAUUAGCCCUGAGAGAGAUAGGAGGCGGAAGCACAGAUAUGAAAAGAGUUAUGUUCUUAAAGAGCGGGGCAUGAAAGGAAAAGAAAAAAAAAGACCUAAAGAGGAAAAAAGACCUAAAGAGGAAAGAGAAAAGCAGAGAUCAAGGUCACCACAGAUGCCCAAGGAAUACAAAGCUCAUAAGUCAAAAGAAAAAAACUUUCGCUUCGUUACUGAGGAAAAAUCGCACAGCAUUCUACAGUCAAUUGGAGGGGAAAAGAGCUUUGCCUGUACUCUUACUGUUGAAACAGAAUAUCAGCCUGUCAAAGAAGAAAUAGAGGAGUCAUCAAUACAUUUGCCCCUUGAGGAGGUUGACAGUGACUCCUAUCACUCCUUAGACAAAGUUGCAUUAUUGGAUAUAAAACAGGAAGAGAGUGAAGAUUCUUCAGGUGAUGAUUUAAAUAAUAUGGAAAACAAAAGCCCACCAUGGUCUCCAUCCAUCUUAGAUUCUCUUCUCCCUAAAGAUAAGAGCGAAAAUGUCCAAGAACCUCCACCACCACAAUCCGAUAUACCUGCUUUAGAUGGCAUGCUUCCUAAGGUAGAAGUAAUUAGUCCACAAGAUUCCCCAUCAUCUGCUCUCACUGAUCCUCCUAGUCCAAAGUCUGUCAGUCCCCAUUCCAGCCCUUCUAAAGACAAGUUACCAUCUAUCACCAUUGCAGCUGUCAAAUCAGAAACUGAUGAUCUUCAGUGGUCUCCAUCCCACUUGGAUGACUUUCUUCUUAACGAGCUUUCAGAUGAAGUGUGCUCUGUAGAGGAAGCCAGCCCUGACGAUGUUGACCUUGAAGAGGCCAUCUUAAUGAAACAAGAUCACAAGGAUACAGUAAAUAUCUUUUCUUCUCAAGCGGAAGUUAUUCCUUUUCUACAAGAUGGGAACACAACUGACGAAGAGGCUGGAAUUCCUAUUGAUGAUGUCAAAGAAAAAGCUAGCGACUCUCUAAAGCAAGAAAAUGCAGAUAGUGAAGCGCCUAAAGCAGAUACUUCCGAGGCGUCUUUAUCCAAAACAAAAACUAAUGUCAAGAGAGUUACCUGGAAUCUUCAGGAAGAGGAGAAUUCUGAUACUGAUAAAUCUACAGCAGAUUUGCCUUUUUAUAAGCUUCAAAGAGUCCAAGAAGACCUCUGGCCAGGAUCUCCCAAGGAAACAAACAGCCCACUAGAAACAAUGACUGCUGAUUCCCCAAGCCAAUCGCCCAAUGAGUCUCUGUGGGAAUCCACUACUCUUCCAUGGGACAUUGCAGAUAAACCCAAACCAAUUGUUAGUCAGACACAAUGGAAUUCAGAGGACAGGUCUAGAAAGGAGAUAAAUCAACUGUUGAAUGCAGUAGACGCCCCUAUUCAGGUGUUCCCACAAACCCUGCCUCUGUUACCGCUUCCCCCUAUGUUUCCUACCUAUGCCCCUGUAAGUGAGCCCACAGUGUCCUUUGGAAUGCAGGGGAGCCUCCCACUCCUCGGCAGUGGCGAGAUGCUUAGCCAAACGCCAAAGCCUGGUAGUCUGGCUACUACCAAUGAGCCUAAAAUGCAGGCAGCUUACACUGGUGAAGGAAAAGGGAAAGCAAAACUGUCUAAGAAAGAGGAGAAAGGGAAAAACGAUGAGUACAUGAAGAAGCUUCACAUUCAAGAACGCGCAGUAGAAGAAGUCAAAUUAGCCAUCAAGCCAUUUUACCAGAAGAGGGAGAUAACUAAAGAGGAAUACAAGGACAUCCUGCGCAAGGCUGUUCAGAAGAUUUGCCACAGUAAGAGUGGGGAAAUCAAUCCAGUUAAAGUAGUCAACCUAGUCAAAGCCUAUGUGGAUAGGUACAAGCAUCUACGCAAACACAAGAAGACAGACACAGAGGAUUAUUUAUACACAGGACGUGAUUCACCUUUAUGAAGCAAGACCGACCUUGAGAUUAAAGACUUUAGGCUGGCAGCCUUCAGAAUCCAACAACCCAAUAAUUCUGCAUGGGAGACCAAAAGCCUCAAGUUUGAUGAUUAGUAUCUUACUGGAAGAUACUCAAUCAAAGACACCUAUUGAUUCUCAUCUUUAUUUGACAUUUUUUAACUCUCUGAGGACUUUCUUUAAGAAGUGGGAAAGGAAUGGGGUUUUUUACAUCGUGGCAAAGGUUUAGAUUCACUGGCAAAGUUGUAAAAUUUGUAAUUUAACCAUCACGGCGUUCCAUUUACAGAUAAAGACUGGAGUCCAUUUUGGGACAUUGUUGCCGUUUGCCCUCUGUCGUUUCAGUGUUACUAAAGCCUUUGCUGAAUAAGUUGGUAAAGAAGAUGUUUUUGUUUUGGUUGUCCAUAUAUUUCCUUCCUGUGCUGGAGAUGGGUUGUAGAGGAGAGACAUUAAGCUGCAGAGCAGAAGACAAAAUCUUUUGUCUGUUGACUUUUUGAACAUGUGUAAAGACAAACAUAUACAUAUAAAACUGUUUUAAAUUGUU